Messenger RNA from Porites lobata, 3824 nucleotides. The record is from the annotation of a GenBank genome assembly. Lineage: Eukaryota; Metazoa; Cnidaria; Anthozoa; Scleractinia; Poritidae.
GUUGAUGUUUGCUUUUCUGGGAGCUUGGAGGCUUAGGCUUAAAUGUUUGGCAGUUGAAAAUCAAGGUAAUGAGAUUGAUACGAUUUUAAAAAAGCUUUUCUCUCAUUUUUUGUCUGUGGGUAAGAACAAAUUUCCCCGUCUACAACUUUCUAAUGCGUUUACCAAAAAUGCAACUUUAAGGUAGGAAAUUUGCAAUACAGGAAUAACUUCGAAUUCAGUUUUCAUGUUCCCUUAUUUUACAGUGGAAGUUCUCGUAUGCCACACAAUCAAAUUUUAGUGGAGGAAUAUGUCACGAUGAAGUGCUGACUCUCAAUAACAAAAAUCAUUAAGUAACUCUCCAGGCGGUGCUGCAAAAAAAGAAGGCUAAUUAUCUUGGAUGAAGUGUUCUCACAGGAGUCCAAAUCUUAUGCAUAUUUAACCUUAUUACAAGAGCUCAUUUUGAAUAAAAGUGGCAUAAAUAAGAAUGAGGAAUUUUCUACUGUACAUACUCCGUCAUUCUAACUAGAAAACAGAAUUGUACGGUGAAAACAAAUCAUAGUUGAAAUAUAUAUGUCAAAUGUUCGUGUACCUUUUGUUCUUUUGAUAAUCAGAAAUUAGAAAUUGCUAUUCUGCAUGUUUCAUUUCUUUUGCAAGGCGAAAAGACAAUUAAAUUCGUUUCUAUACUUUUGAUUUUUUAAAAUUUGUUUGCCACAACUGUAUUUUCAUGUAGUCACUCUAUUGUUUCCAACAAACAAAACUUAAAAAACAUGUCAUUAAUGAUUAAUUCAAAAUGAAAGUGGUUUCGAGUAUUUACGAAAUUCAAAAACUUCUGACCGAUCACUGAAAAUUCGAAAGUGUUGUCCUUUACCUCUUUAGUGUUGCUGUGUAAAAUGUCAGUUGAGACAUUUUUUAUAGCUUUUAAAAUUGUUUUGUAUUAAACAGGAAAAUCAACAUUAAUUUCUCUUUAAGGAGGGAAGUGUACUUUGGAGUUGUUUUCAUCCUGUAGAUUUAUCUGCUAGGAGUAGUUUGGUGUAGUUGGUGUAAUUGUUGCUGUUUCCAGUAUAUAUGAGCUAUCUGUCACUGUUAGUCAAUUACUAUCAAUACCAACGAUGCAUGUCAGUGGCAAAUUAGACAGAAAUUUCAGACACUUUAUUUCUGCCAAAGAAUACCUACAACAGCUAAAGCAAAUGGAGGGCUCAAUUUCCUCUUGUAUUAGAUGUAUUUUUUUGGCUUUUGAGGGUAUACAAUCUAACCCCUCCUUACGUGCACCUCGUUAUUAUUGACAGGUUUCGUUGUUCCAGCCCUUACAUUUUCUUUAAAUUCAACCCGCUAGGUAAGGACAUCCGGUUAAUACAGACUUUUUCUAUGGCCCCCUCGGUGUCCCCGUUAAUUGGAGUUUGACUGUAUAUAAUUCGGACUUUUUUUUUAUCUAAUGACACAUGAUGGUCUUAGUGUUGUGCAUAAAUGUAAUCAUCAUAAAUCUCCCAAAUACAGAGAAAUCUAAUUUAUCCAUAAUUUAUUUUUUAUUUUUAUUUUGUUUUUUGGGGGGCGGGAGGGGGGACGUUUCUCGAAAGUUCCGGGCCCGGAAGGCUGUUUUAUGUAUGCCGUGUAUGCAGUCAAGAUCAAAGUUUCAAUAAUUUUGAAAAUAAUACAAUGAAACUAACAGUUAACGAAGGAAAAUUGACCGGUUUGUGAGCUAUGAACUGUGCUACUAUUUAACAGGUUUUGAUUUUAAAAGUUGCCUUUGGGACAGAAGAGUUACAGGGCCUUUCGAGAAACGGGCCCCUGAUGUGACCGGGGAGAUUUGGGCUCGAGAUCAUCGCCACUGAAUAAAGCAUUAUGUCGUUACUGAUGAUGAUUCCUGGGAAGGCUGAUUUGGAACUUUCAAACGGAAGAUAAAAAGGGGAGGUAAAGUUAAUUUAAUCAAUUCACUGGUGAAUUACAACUCUGUUAAGCUACAAGAGGAAAAAGUGGAAAUCAAUAAUCAUACAGAGAUACACGUAUUUUGCACACCGAUGGCAAUGAAAGAUGAAGGAUUGACGUUUUUAAUCAAAAUUUUCUUACUUACUGUAAUUUCAUCUCCGGGUAAAAUGGAAGGUAGGUAAAAUAGACAAAAUAAUCUAACCGUUGUACAAAACCCGUUACUGAGCAAGCUCACGCUUUGAGGUUUAGGCCUAUACUAGACAGGUCUAGCGCUUUAAUUCUGAUAAACCAUUAAGUACUUUUAAAAUAUGUUUUAAAGCGAAACCCAGAAGUAUAAAGCUCAAUUAGUGGGGAUAACAAUUUUUUGUAGCAUAUACAUACAAGGCUGCUGCCAGUUGAUGGUAAAAUAAUAGCACAGUAGCUGCAAAUUUGGCUAACAAAAAUAAAAGAAAAGAAUUCCGCUCUAAAUCUUGUCGCUUUUAAUGUUUUUUUCUUCGAUGCUCGACACCUUGAAAUAUCGAAAGGCUUCGCUUUUCUGCAAAAACUAAGGUUAAAGGGCAAAAGAAGAUAAUUAAAAAUUCAUGGUUCUGUUAUUUUGCUGAUUGUUGUGAAAAUGAUGUACCCCAUCGGCAAAGUUACAAGUAUAUACUAAUUCUAAAUUUCAUUAAUCUUAGUUAGUUUAGCAAUGAAAAUAAUGUAUUUAGGGUCACCACAAUAGGCUGCGUACACGGAAUAAUAUUUCUGUGAGACUUGAUGACAAACACUCCACAUUGUUCUGAGAACAAAUUUUGCAAACUUGCAUGCUGUGAAACAUGCCAGCCGUGGGAAAAUAACAGUUUUUAAUUCUUUGUAUACUCAUGUACACUGUCUAAUGAGUGGAAUAAGUGUUAGCAGGAAAUUAACCUAGUUAAUAGAAGGGAUGAAAUUGCUUUCUUUGGUGAGAAGGUGUACUAAUAUAUAAAUAGAAUUAGCUUUUAGAACUUAUAGUUAAUUAAAGUAUACCUUUUUUGAAGCCCGGCUCCCACUAGAUCUAAUUGUCUAAAAUCAGCUGCACCCGUGAACUGCAUGUACUGUAUUUUCGCUUUCACAUCUAAUGCACUGCUUUGGGGAACGCUUCUGUUUUGAUACGAAAGAAGGAAAACAAUGAGUAAAUUUUUCUUUGUUUGCGUUUAAAUUUCAGAGAAACCCAUUUGUCAAAUCUGCGCAUGUACAACUCCUUUGAAAGGUCAAGUUGUAAAAUGCACCAUGAAAAAUCUGACUCAAGUACCUUCCAGUUUUCCGGUAUCUACGAGACAUCUGUGAGUAUAAAACCUAGUCCAAAUAGACAUAAAACUGUCAAAGAAAAAACAUUUGGUGCGAGUAGAUGAAGUGAAUGCAUGUUUGGCAGCCACUCUCUUAUUGGUGAAAUGUUGUGACGAGCUCCUAUAUAAUUUGUCCCGACAUUCCAUUUAUCUCGAAAGUUUCAUGCUCCAUCUUUGUUGAACUCGCGCAAGCGCAGUGUAAUUUACUUAGAUCGUAAACACCAAUAUUCAUUCAUGACGUGUUAAAGGAAUGUUGAUAACCUUGUUGUCACUGAUCACGGCCUAGCCUGUGUGCAGUCGCCUCCUUUCCUCAGAAAAAAUCCGGUUUGAUGUUAUGAAUAGUAACUGAUACAAAAUUUUGGUGGAAGUAAUACAGUUCAUCAUUAUUAUUUUUUUAGUGAAACAUGAAUGUCUUUUUUAGUUAAGAAUGAAAUUGGUCGCCAAGCCCUUUCAUUAUAAAAAGUAUUUUCAGGUAUAAAGCGAGCCUCUUUCUUUCAAAACUACCAAAAAAAGAAAUUCUCUUACCUUUCAGUUUUUAUUUGCAGAUAUUUAGACAAAAACAGCCUGAAAGGAAUCUCUGGAGAGGCCUUCUGGAACUUGCAGAACCUAAUCUUCCUGUGA